GGUGAACUCUCAGGACCUCCAGAUGACAGCUGGAAUGGUAGCCAGGUGGAAUGCUAUGGAAUAUGAUGAGAAGCUGGCCCGGUUCCGGCAGGCCCACCUCAACCCCUUCAACAAGGAGCUGGGGCCAAGGCAGCAUGAGCAGGGACCUAGUGAGCAGGCCCUGGACAUUUCUUCUGAAGAGGCCCUGCCUGAGCUGCCCCCUGGGGAGCCUGAGUUCCCCUGCUCCGAGCGCGUGAUGGAUCUCGGCCUGUCUGAGGACCACUUCUCCCGCCCUGUGGGUCUGUUCCUGGCCUCCGAUGUCCAGCAGCUACAGCAGGCGAUUGAGGAGUGCAGGCAGGUGAUCCUGGAGCUGCCUGAGCACUCGGAGAAGCAGAAGGACGCGGUGGUCAGGCUCAUCCACCUGCGGCUGAAGCUGCAGGAGCUGAAGGACCCCAAUGAGGAUGAGCCCAACAUUAGGGUCCUUCUUGAGCACCGCUUCUACAAGGAGAAGAGCAAGAGUGUCAAGCAAACCUGUGACAAGUGCAACACCAUCAUCUGGGGACUCAUUCAGACUUGGUACACCUGCACAGGGUGUUACUACCGCUGCCACAGCAAGUGCUUGAGCCUCAUCUCCAAGCCCUGCGUGAGCUCCAAAGUCAGCCACCAGGCUGAGUAUGAGCUGAACAUCUGCCCUGAGACAGGGCUGGACAGCCAGGAUUACCGCUGCGCGGAGUGCCGGGUGCCCAUCUCUUUGCGGGGCGUGCCCAGCGAGGCCCGUCAGUGCGACUACACAGGCCAGUACUACUGCAGCCACUGCCACUGGAAUGACCUGGCCGUCAUCCCUGCACGAGUGGUGCACAACUGGGACUUUGAGCCCCGCAAGGUGUCUCGCUGCAGCAUGCGCUACCUGGCGCUGAUGGUGUCCCGGCCAGUGCUCCGACUCCGGGAGAUCAACCCUCUGCUCUUCAACUACGUGGAGGAGCUGGUGGAGAUCCGGAAGCUGCGCCAGGACAUUCUGCUCAUGAAGCCAUACUUCAUCACUUGCAAGGAGGCCAUGGAAGCUCGUCUGCUACUGCAGCUCCAGGACCGGCAGCACUUUGUGGAGAACGAUGAGAUGUACUCCAUCCAGGACCUGUUGGAUGUCCACGUGGGCCGCCUGGGCUGCUCGCUCACUGAGACCCACACACUCUUCGCCAAGCACAUCAAGCUGGACUGUGAGCGGUGCCAGGCCAAGGGGUUCGUGUGUGAGCUCUGCAGAGAGGGCGAUGUGCUGUUCCCAUUUGACAGCCACACAUCUGUGUGUGCCGACUGCUCAGCCGUCUUCCACAGGGACUGCUACUACGACAACUCAACCACAUGUCCCAAGUGUGCCCGGCUCAACUUGAGGAAGCAGUCACUCUUCCAGGAGCCCGAUCCAGACUUGGAUGCCUAGAGCACUGGGCACACCACCUGCCUAUCUGGCACCCACCCCACUGGCAUUGUCAAAGCCAGGGUGCUGUUUCUGCCCUGAAGACCCUUUGGGUGCAUCCUUUGGAUGUCUUCACUCCUGCUGGGCCAGAAGUGGGUGAGCAGUGCCCACCAGGACUGAUGAUCUCCAGGUGCUGGCUGGACUUGGGGCAUCUGCACCUGGCUGUUAACUUGGUGUGCUGCUCUGAGGGGUCACAGUGUAGCCCCGACCCUCCACCCCCACUAUAGGAUUCCUUGGUCAGGGUGUGACUUUCUAGGGGGAUAGGGAAGGACCUCUUACUUCCCCAGUGACACAGCAUUCCCCAAUCCCCUAGGGCCAAGGCUUCUGGGUUCUAGAGAUGCCCCUCCCUGCUCCCGUCCAAGCCACUCUGCAACUGGUCAGGUAAAGACCCCCAGAGGGCUUCAGAGGAGUGGCCAGUGAGACCUGAGCAUGCCAGCUGCAUACACCCAGCCUUGGGCCUGUUCCACCUGCUCUGGCAGAUGCUUUAGAUUCUACCUGAAGACCAACCCUUCUGGUCCCUUGCCUCUUUGGGAGCUUCUGAUCAUCCCUGGCUGGGGCUCUUCAAGGUUGUGUCCAUGGCACCACCUGAGGUUCUUCUAAGUCAUCCAUGGGCCGUCAGUCCAUUGGGUCCCUGCCCUCCCUGAGCAGGAAAGGGAGGCUUCCUGCUGUGGCGCUUCUCCUUGUGGGUGCGCUUGCUGCUGCUCUUGCUCUGGCCCAGCCCCCUUAUCCUGGUGCUCUGAGAUGAGUGGUGGUGGGCCCGGCCCAAGAAGGGUGUCCUGGCCUCCGGUGUGUAGCAGGAACUGGGUCCCUGGAGGAGGUUCCAGGUCAGGUAAAGGAGUUGGGUACAAUAGGCCUGUGUGGCAUUCCUUGGGAUCACAUUUGUCCCUGGAGCUUUGUCUUGCUGCCAGUCUUGAAGAGCUCCAGAGAGCUCAGAGAUGACCAUCCAGAAAGUUUUGGUUUGGGGCCUGAGGCCUGAGAAAUGGGAAUAUUUGCUGGAGGAAGAAUGAAGCAGGAGGUGUAGAGCUCAUGCGGGAAUGUCCAGACCUGGAAGGUGGAUAGGACCCAAGGCUUUUCGGUGGGAAAGCCACUCCCAGCCUUGGGGUUUGCACUUUACAGGUCCUAGGGAUGGGGAUGUUGCAGGAGGGAUGUCAGGACAUGGUCAUCUGUCCCUGGACAGCUGGGGUUGCUUUUGUCUGUCCCUUUCCUCCCCACCCUAGACUGUGCUUGGCUUUGGACAUACACAGGUGGUGGGCAGAGGGCAGGUGAUGGCUAUUCAUCACCUGUGACUAAGCCCAAGAGACACUUCAGCCAGCAGGACACAGCCCAGCUUGCUGGCUCAUUCUGGGGGUGGGGGGGGGGUGAAACAGCACCCUCCUUAUCCGGCUGUGCCACCAGUUGGCUUGAGGCAAGGCGCUUGCUGUGUUUUGCCUCAGUUUCCCCAUCUGGAAAAUGGGGAAAGUGGUAUUGACCUACCUCAGGGUGGAACAGUGACAAGGGGACACUGUUGAAAUUCUUUAAGCAGUGUGACAUGAGGUCAGGUCAGUGGUGGGUCCCUAUCCUGCUUCCCCUUUCUCUUUGGGAUUGAAUGGGGGGGGGGGGCAAAGGCUAAGUGCCCUUUUCCUAUACCCCUAAAUCUGCAUGUCUAUCACUACUGCAUCACAUUUCUGUCACAUGGAUAUUGGUCAUUCCUGAAUCUCCUGUGUAGUCAACAUCACAUUAUUCUAGUUACAAAGUAUUAUGUCCUUAGGAAACAUCUGUAGGCUGGCAUUUGUUGGACAAAAGUUGGCUCCCCCUUUUUAGAUAUUCCCCACUCCUCCCACUACUACUGUGCUUUUUUUAAACUCACCUCUAUACCUUGUCCCCUAACACCUCUUCUCUACCUUUCUGGAUGACAGUCGUCUUUAAUUAGAAUCAUGUGUGGGACCUUCUACUAGUCACAGCAUGAUAGGAAGAACCACAGCCAGAAGUUGAUUUGCAUGGCCAGCAUCUUUUAGAAGACUACACCCAAAGAUACCCAUAGCGUGGAACACGGAUGGCCUGAGGAAGGCCCAGUCACAGUAAUGCCACCAUCUGUGUCUCAUUAAAUGUUUUCUCUAGA
This is a messenger RNA of Marmota flaviventris (yellow-bellied marmot), 3545 nucleotides long. It is a transcript of the gene Def8, whose product is annotated as differentially expressed in FDCP 8 homolog. NCBI's taxonomy places the organism in Eukaryota, Metazoa, Chordata, Mammalia, Rodentia, Sciuridae. The record is from RefSeq and is a predicted model, not a curated record.